AUGCCUCGUCAGUCCCCCCCCGACCGCCGCCCGCUCGUCAUCUCCGGCCCCUCCGGCGUCGGCAAGGGAACCCUGUACAAGCGCCUCUUCGAGAGGCACCCCGACACCUUCUGCCUCUCCGUGUCGCAUACCACGCGCAAGCCGCGGCCCGGCGAGCAGGACGGCGUCGACUACCACUUCGUCGCCGUGGAGGACUUUGAGGCGCUCAUCGCGCGGGACGGCUUCGUCGAGCACGCCAAGUUUGGCGGCAACCGCUACGGCACCAGCAAGAUGACGAUUGAGGAGCAGGCCCGCAAGGGCAAGGUGGUGGUGCUGGAUAUCGAGAUGGAGGGCGUCAAGCAAAUCAAACAGUCCGCCCUCCCCGCACGAUACGUCUUCAUCGCCCCGCCCUCCCUCGACGCCCUCGAGGCCCGCCUGCGCGGCCGCGGCACCGAGGACGAAGCCAGCAUCCGCAAGCGCCUCGACCAGGCCACCCACGAGCUCGCCUUUGCCGAGACGCCCGGCGUCCACGACAAGAUCAUCGUAAACGACAACCUCGACGACGCGUACAAGCAGCUCGAAGACUACGUCUACAAGCCGCUCGACUCGUGA
Molecule: messenger RNA, 591 nt
Organism: Ustilaginoidea virens
Lineage: Eukaryota; Fungi; Ascomycota; Sordariomycetes; Hypocreales; Clavicipitaceae
Exons: 3
Coding region: 1-591 (196 amino acids)
Biological process (GO): purine nucleotide metabolic process
Cellular component (GO): cytosol
Molecular function (GO): GMP kinase activity
Source: RefSeq, a predicted model, not a curated record